Molecule: messenger RNA, 3013 nt
Organism: Toxorhynchites rutilus septentrionalis
Lineage: Eukaryota; Metazoa; Arthropoda; Insecta; Diptera; Culicidae
Product: probable E3 ubiquitin-protein ligase makorin-1
Exons: 5
Coding region: 487-1725 (412 amino acids)
Biological process (GO): protein polyubiquitination
Molecular function (GO): metal ion binding; ubiquitin protein ligase activity
Source: RefSeq, a predicted model, not a curated record
CCUUCAUUGCGAGGCAGCGCAGCAGAGGACCGUGAGCCUAGCUGACUUCUGUGUGUGACGGAAUUCUUUUUUUCGCAGCUAGCAAAAGAAAAGAGAUUUCCUGUGUCGAGUUAUUUUGUGCAAAAGGUCCUUCUCCGAAACAACUCUGGAACGAAGGAUACCAAACCGGUGGCGUCGCUGAACGUUCUAUUCCUUUGUGUAAUUUGUGGAUCAAUCGAGAAGCGAGGGGUUGCUGUUGUUUUGUUGGAAUUUGGAAUCAAGAAUUUCGCCAGAGUUGCGAUUAGGCGAUUGUUUAUUGUAAGAAAGCAAUAGAGGAGCCCGUUUGCUUCACCAACUAGAAAUACAUCGGAGCGAAGAGAGUGUCUUAUUGGUGUUUCAUACGUAUGCCGUGGUUCUAGUCACUAGGGCCCAGUGGAUUGGCGACAGAGCGCACGGGAUCACGGGAGAAUAAAACCAUUGGCAGCGGGGGUGCAUAACCUCUCGACGAUGGAAUCCCCUGUUAAAAUUGAGGCUGACGAUUCCUCGUCCGUAUCAACAACCCCAGAUGAAUCCUCAGUGGUGGUGGGGCCAAGCAAGCAGGAAAUGUGCGAAUACCACAAAUCCGGCACUUGCAACAGAUCAAACUGUUCUUACAUUCAUUUGUCCUCGGAGAAAGCAGACCAGCAAACAGCAGAGCCGAAGCAAGUAAGUGGUAACACCACCCCAGGAACGAGCAGCUUUACGAUCGAUCCUCUCAAGUGGAUAAAUGCACCGAUAUUCGUACCGAGGUCCAAACAGUCUCAGCCUGUUGUCGCUGAGCUAAGUGAUAAUAGGAUGAUGGAUAAGGUAGAGAAUGUGAAUCCAGAGAAGACUGUGACGGAGACAAAAGAAGAAAAUGAUCCGUCUGUUGAGUCCUCUGAAGCUGUCUUAUCAUAUGCGGAGAUUGUAACCCUUAACAGUAAUCACAAUGGUUCCGGAAUUGUUGACCAGCGAGCGCCCGAUUGUCCAUUGUUGUGUCCAUAUUACGAAGUUAGUGGAGUUUGCAUGGUGGAAGUCUGUCCUUACGAGCAUGGUGAAUUGUGCGAGUUCUGUGGUAAGUUUUGUCUCAAUCCAGCCGACAUGGAACAACAGAGGCUGCACAAUGCCGAGUGUAUCAAACAACACGAACGCGAUAUGGAGCAUUCGUUUGCCAUCCAGCGAUCCAAAGAUAAAGUGUGUGGCAUCUGUUUAGAGGUGAUAAUGGAGAAACCCGGGAGGUUACCGCGGUUCGGUAUUCUGCCCAACUGUAAUCACAUUUUCUGUCUCGAGUGCAUCCGGACGUGGCGGCAGGCGAAGAAUUUCGAGAAUAAGAUCAAAAGGGGCUGCCCAACGUGCCGUAUAUCGUCCGAUUUCGUUUGUCCGAGUAUUAUCUGGGUGGAAGACGUCCACGACAAAGAGAAGCUUAUUGAUGAUUACAAAAAGGCGUGUAACACGACUCACUGCAAGCACUUCAAACAGGGUUCAGGGAAGUGUCCCUUCGGCAAUAAGUGUUUCUACAAACAUGCGUUACCCAGCGGCGAACUGGUGGACGUCGGCGGACCAUCUCGGCCGAGGGGCGAAGGGCGUCCCAGGAUAACCCAUCUGCAGGAUUUUUUCCGAGAAGUAUUGCACCAGCGGGGACGCAUGCUGGACGAUUUCGUGUCGAUGUUCUUCUCGGAAAGCGACGAUUCAGAGCAUUCAGAAAAUUACGACUAUUACGAUAUUUAGUUGAUUAACUCCGCCUCAUAGCAAACGCACCAUUGCAGCAGUUUGUGUCAGUAACAGCAGCAGCAGCAGCAGCAGCGGCAGCCACAAUUGAGCCAACUGUGCCAAUAUCAUCGAUUCGUUUCGAACUGCAAUAGCGACAUCAAUUACUACUAUUACUACCGAAACUACAACACCACCAUAGCAGCAGAAACAAUGCUUUUUUUUCGUCUAUUUGGUCCAUGUUAAAAAUGGAACUACUCUUGCAGGAGGAGAGUAGAGCAAGUUUCCCUCGUUUUCGUUAGGUAGUGCCUGGCGGCGUGCGUACGGACAAAAGGGAACAGGCGUCAUCAAUGUUUGUGGGAUUUUCGUUCACAACUUAGCAGUCUUUUUGAUAUCAUCUUUCAGUGCCGUAAGUCCAUAUGUGUCCAAGUCGUUUAUUUCUCAUUCAACGAAUAGGAAUUUGAUGUACAAUAGUUUUAGUGUAGAAAAAAUAGAACUAAUUUUGCGUUAAGGUCAAAAGUGCCCGCACCCCCACCUAGAAAACAAGUUAUCGAUAAAAGUUUAGUUCAAUUUACGUUUAGUCGAAAAGUACACAUAGAUAACACUUUCGCUGUACCUGUACACACUGUUUACCUCAAACACACAAACAAAUCUCGCAGCGAACCUUGAUUCAGUCCCCCGCAUGAUUCGGUUGGGAUGAGCCUUAGGUUUUUGUUUUAUCUUGUGAGACACUAAUUAAAUUCACAGUGCAAGAAGACACACGCCGCCAGCUCGUUCACAUUAUUCGUAUGCUACUGUUUACUAUAAUACAGAGAGAAAAAAAAUCCGAGCAAAACAAAUAACAUGAAUUUCUAUAUUAGGAAUGACUGAGUAACUAACCAUUGUAAACAAAAAUGUUGUCGAUCGCUCGGAGGCGAGGUAAGGAAAAAACAAGUAACACAUACUAAACAACAACAAAAUAAACCCGGACGACAUGCAAGCAAGUCAUUGUAGGUUUGUAAUAGUUUGAGCCACCGGCAUGAGAUUUGAGGAAAGAAUUAGCUGGAAGUGAUCGGAGUGAGUUAUCACUAUUCGAGGCAAACUUGUAACUCAAAAUUUAAUUAUAGGCCCCCGAGGGAGAGGUAAUUAUGUACUGUUGUCACGGAUGCGCAGUUUUUUGUUUCGAAUAUUAUUGUAGCGGUAUGUGCCAACUGUUUUGGCGUUAAUGUAUAUUACACCUUGGAAAAAAUGCUUAUUGUGGAUAAUACAUAAUUAGAGGUGAUAUCAAUAUAACACACAUUUUGUUUGUACAACGAUCGUGAUCAUGCUU